GUGGGCUCGGCGGUUUGGAUGUUUUUUGAAAAAUCAUAAGUGGAUAAUAUGGCAAAUAUGGGAUACAGCACAAAAGGGGAAAUGUGAUAAGACAUCAAAUACAUCAAACCAUAUCAAAUAACGGUGCCAAAACAGCGCAGUCUAUGGUAGAAAAAUAAACAGAAACUUGGAGCGCGGAGCUGUCGCUGUUUGCAUAGCCAUUUACAAUAAUUUUUAACGAAUGGAGUUUAAAAGAGCAAUAAAAAUAUAAUAGUAAAUAAACUCUCUUGGAUAGCGCAAAAUGCCAUAAUUAAUGUUCAAUGGAAGCCUGGGUUCUAUUUGAAAAUCAUUAUUCAAACAGAUUACGUAUUUCUUCUUUGAAAUUGAAAGUUGAAUCUGUAUGUACAAUUUUGACAAUACAGAGUGUGCGGGUCGGCGGAUGUGAGAGAGAAGUGCUAUUUAUUGGGAAUAAAUAAGCAUUAAGAGUACCAUAAAUUAAAAGGCGGUGGUGAAUAUCAAAGAAAGAAAAUGAGCUCAACAAUCAUCAUUCGGAAACCAUUGAAAUUGGCAAGUGAUACAAGUUUGAGAGAAUUAGAAAAUAUAAAAACCAAUCAUAAAAGUACCCAAGAUGGUCUCAUAAAUAUCAAAAGGUACGUGUCACAUUCAAAGGAUGCAAUUGAAAACUGGAGUAAUCACUCUGCAAAUAUAAGUGAAAACCUGGACGAUUUACAGCGUGAGAUCGGACUUCCCGUGGAUGUUGUGAACCUGCCUUUACUUCACCAGAGCCAGCGGCUACAGUGGAGAAGCGACCGGCACUAUAAGGAGCGGGACGCGGGUACCAUACGACGACCGUAUGAAUGUGGCGAGGACCCCCUCUUGGUACACGGGUAUCGCACUCUGUUCGCAGAAAACGGUGAAGAGGAUUGUUCUGUGACAACCAGCGAAAACAUGACUUUACCGACUUCGGAGUUAGAGUUUUCAGAACACAGUGACCAUGAAGACAUUCUAAAUUCAGAAAGUUAUCGAAGUCAGACUAUUUCGCCAUUUCCGCCUGUAGAAAGUGAUGAAAUUGAUAAGCAUAGGAAACUCAACGAAGAGGCAGAGAAAAACAAAACAAACACCGUACGAAAUAGUGAAAACAAUUAUUUAAAGAGAUUAAAACUUGACAGAAAGCAAGCGAGUGAUCAAAGGUUGAAGGAUAUGAAAACAACAAAGAAAAAGGCACAUCUAAAGAGAAUGCAAACAAAACCAAAGAUUAAAGAGAUAAAGGACGAGUUCUUCUUGGACUCACCUCCACCGCCGCCGUCGAAACCAAGGGAGUCUGAACAGAAGUCUGUAAAAACAAUUCUAGGGUUCAGAUAUUCGUACGCAAUUGAAGAGUUUUACAGAGGUCAGUUGAGAGGGACGCAGCUGGCAGUCCUACAUGAUGUGGAAAACGACCCAGUUAAAGAGGAAGUACUAAAUGGCUGGCUCGUUAAAACUCUUGGUCAUAACGUGCUUAAUAUGCAGGCAAGGACACUCCCAAGUUGUAACCCAGUUGAGCUGCGCCUGCGAAGAAUGCACGCGCGCAUGAUCCGUAACGCGACAAGAAGCCGCACCCAGAGUUACAGUCGCAGCUUAUCCCGGGAGUCCGUACGCUCCAUCGCCUCACAGAUCCUCAUGAAAUCAACAGACACCUUCAAGAAACUCAUUUCAAUUGACGAAGGACGAAGUUCCCACACAUCUUAUAAUUCCGAAAAAGACACCUCCACGCCCGGGUCUACAUCUCCAUUAAAACUACCGCCAAUCAAAGCGCUGCCAGUGCUUGAGGAGUUGGAACAGCCGGCGGCCCCGCGCAGCAUCUCCCUCAGACUUCCGCCAAUCGGGACCGAAGACAGCUGACAAGGAAUCAACCAUAGUUAUGUACAGUCGAACUCCUUAUGUGUGGUUUUAGAUGGCAAAACAUUCAGAGUAUAAAACAUGAACACUGCUAGUUUGACGAAAGAUCGAAGGGAAUAAAGACCGUUUUCACUUUGUUUUUGUAAAUGGUAUAUAUUAACACAUAUAUGCAUAAACAGACAUUGAACAUGAAUGGUAUUGUACAUAAGAUUUUCAAAUUGAUUGCUAGUUUGCUACGAGAUGGCAGUUGUUUUAAUUUAUAAGCGCUUCAUUAUACAUGUAACCGUGAAGUGUUUUUGGUAUACAUAUAUGUUUUUGUUUAAAAUGUCAUUUCUUUCUGAUAUAGAAUUGAACAAUACAAAUAAAGA
Messenger RNA from Mya arenaria, 2225 nucleotides. RefSeq lists its product as uncharacterized. NCBI's taxonomy places the organism in Eukaryota, Metazoa, Mollusca, Bivalvia, Myida, Myidae. Bases 508 to 1860 code for a protein of 450 amino acids. The record is from RefSeq and is a predicted model, not a curated record. The transcript is spliced from 2 exons.